CACAAACACACUCUCUUCUUAUAAAAAACACAUUGCUCUUGAAUUUUCAAUCCACCAAAAUUUCUCAGCCCCCUUUUCUGUUCCCAUAUCCCUCUCACCCUUCUGUUUCCCUCUCACACCACACUCUCAUGGAGUUCCUCUCAUUAAUCUACACCAUUCCAGCUUUCUACAUCUUUUGCCUGAUCUGGAGGUUGUUCAAUCAGAGAAGGAACCAAGAAUGCUACAUACUAGACUACCAAUGUUACAAGCCAACCGAUGACAGAAUGCUGGGAACAGAGUUCUGUGGUAAAGUCAUCAGAAGAACAGAGAAUCUUGGUCUCAACGAGUACAAGUUCCUCCUCAAAGCCAUCGUGAGCUCCGGCAUAGGUGAACAAACCUACGCGCCAAGAAACGUUUUCGAUGGCCGCGAAGCGAGUCCAACAUUGGAAGAUGGAAUCUUAGAGAUGGAGGAGUUUUUCAACGACAGCAUAGCAAAGCUUCUUCAAAGAACAUCAAUUUCACCCUCUGAAAUCGAUGUUCUUGUAGUGAAUAUCUCCAUGUUUGCGGCGGUUCCUUCUCUAUCUUCUCGCAUCAUCAACCGCUACAAAUUGAGGCACGACAUCAAGGUUUACAAUCUCACUGGCAUGGGAUGCAGUGCUAGCUUGAUUUCUGUGGACAUUGUGCAGAACAUUUUCAAAACCCAGAAGAACAAGUUGGCUCUGUUGGUGACUUCAGAGUCUCUCAGUCCGAAUUGGUAUAAUGGGAAUGACAGAUCAAUGAUCCUUGCAAAUUGUCUCUUCCGCUCUGGUGGGUGUGCUAUGAUCUUGACAAACAAGAGAUCCUUGAAGGAAAAAGCCAUGUUGAAGUUGAAAUGCUUGGUGAGGACCCAUCAUGGUGCAAGAGAAGAGUCUUUCAGUUGCUGCGUUCAGAAGGAAGAUGAACAGGGGAGGCUUGGUUUUCAUCUUGGGAAAACUCUCCCAAAAGCAGCAACAAGGGCUUUUGUCGAUAAUUUAAGAGUUAUGGCACCGAAAAUUCUCCCAUCAAGGGAGUUGUUAAGGUUUCUUGUUAUCUCCCUCAUCAAGAAAUUGAAGAUCACCAGUUCCACUAAGUCUUCUAGUGGUGGAGCUACUAAAUUUACUAAAUCACCAUUGAAUUUCAAAACUGGGGUUGAUCAUUUUUGCAUUCACACAGGAGGGAAAGCUGUGAUUGAUGGAAUUGGAAUGAGCUUGGAUCUGACUGAGCAUGAUCUUGAGCCUGCAAGGAUGACACUCCACCGUUUUGGUAACACUUCAGCUAGCAGCCUCUGGUAUGUGCUUGGGUACAUGGAGGCAAAAAAGAGGCUCAAGAGGGGUGAUAGGAUUUUCAUGAUUAGCUUUGGUGCAGGGUUCAAAUGCAACAGCUGUUUGUGGGAGGUGAUGAGGGAUCUAGGGGAUGCAAAUGUUUGGGAUGGUUGCAUUGAUGAUUAUCCACCAGAGUCACUGGCCAACCCUUUCAUGGAGAAGUAUGGUUGGAUCAAUGAUGUUGAGGAUGAAAACAGCAUUGAACUCCCAGAUUUUCUCAAGUGAUUAAGGUUUUAUCUAGCUCCAAAAUCUUCUGUCUCUAUUUAGGGUCUUAUUUUCUGUCUCAUCAAUUAAAUUAUGUCAUC
Lotus japonicus is the source of this 1624-nucleotide messenger RNA. RefSeq names its product 3-ketoacyl-CoA synthase 12-like. Lineage: Eukaryota; Viridiplantae; Streptophyta; Magnoliopsida; Fabales; Fabaceae. The transcript has a single exon. Gene Ontology annotation, biological process: fatty acid biosynthetic process. Gene Ontology annotation, molecular function: acyltransferase activity, transferring groups other than amino-acyl groups. The record is from RefSeq and is a predicted model, not a curated record. The coding region runs from base 129 to 1544 and encodes 471 amino acids. Gene Ontology annotation, cellular component: membrane.